ACCAGACGGCUGCUGCGAGGCGCGUGGUUUUUUGUUUUGGUUUUACCUUGGUGCUGGUGCUGCCUUGUUUACAUGGGAGUCACUGGUUUUAUUUAAUGAUACUUAGUAGAUUAGUUACUCUCCUGAGGCAAAUGCCGAAGAAGGGACAGUUUUAUUAUGCCGUAAGGAACGGCCGGACGAUUGGAGUUUUUGGAACUUGGCCUGAAUGUGAAGCCCAAGUGAAGGGAUAUCCUCGUCCGAUUUUUAAAAAGUUCAGCACAGAGCAAGAAGCCUGGUCUUUUGUACAUAGAGACGCCAAUAGUGAAGUGAGACUCUCCAACGGUACCAGUGGCACCAGCUGUCAUUCGGUGGGUACACUCGACGUGUCUCGGAAACGGAAGCUGGAUCUUGAAGUGGACAACACUCCAGAAAGUUCAGCAAAGGCUUUCCGAACAGACGAUGAUGAAGACAUGCUUCAUGUUUACACCGACGGAGCCUGCUCCAACAACGGCACCUCUGGCAUAGCCAGAGCCGGCAUCGGCGUCUAUUGGGGACCCAACAAUCCAAUGAACGUCAGCGAGCGGUUGCCCGGACGUCAGACAAACAACAGAGCAGAAAUUCACGCAGCGGUGAGGGCUUGUGAACAGGUACACAGUCUCGGUUGCAAGAACGUCACAAUCUAUACGGACAGCGCAUUCCUCAUUAAUAGCAUGACCAAGUGGAUGGACGGAUGGAUUAAACGAAACUGGAGACUAUCGGAUGGACAAGCCGUCAAGAACAAGGAAGAUUUCCAAGACCUUCUAAAGGCUGCAGAGGGUCUACGGAUUAAAUGGGUACACGUUCGAGGCCACUGCGGCAUCGACGGAAACGUGGAAGCAGACAGACUCGCUGUGGCGGCCUUGAACCAGCCGUUACCACCCGGAUGACUUUUCCACCCGACAUCCAAAACUGAGCCACAUAUUUUUCCUACUAAACAAUAAAUUAUCACAAAUCCCAAA
This is a messenger RNA of Ornithodoros turicata, 977 nucleotides long. RefSeq names its product ribonuclease H1-like. Gene Ontology annotation, biological process: DNA replication, removal of RNA primer. The record is from RefSeq and is a predicted model, not a curated record. The coding region runs from base 96 to 905 and encodes 269 amino acids. The transcript has 9 exons. NCBI's taxonomy places the organism in Eukaryota, Metazoa, Arthropoda, Arachnida, Ixodida, Argasidae. Gene Ontology annotation, molecular function: magnesium ion binding; nucleic acid binding; RNA-DNA hybrid ribonuclease activity.